Molecule: messenger RNA, 1053 nt
Organism: Caenorhabditis elegans
Lineage: Eukaryota; Metazoa; Nematoda; Chromadorea; Rhabditida; Rhabditidae
Gene: irld-22
Product: Receptor L-domain domain-containing protein
Exons: 6
Coding region: 1-1053 (350 amino acids)
Source: RefSeq, marked reviewed
AUGAACGAAAAAAUUGUACUUGUUCUGUUAUUAGCUGCGAGAACAUUUUCAACAUUUUCAACGGAUUUAUCAGAAUUCUUUGAAAAGAAACACUGCGAUCCAAAAUGCACAUUCGAUUCUCGAAAUUUAUCUUCCAAAACUAUCGAUUUGUUUCCCAAAACGUGCAGCACGGUGUGCUCCGAUCUACAGAUAGGGGAAGAUUGUGAUCUGACCGAAGCACAGUUGACAUCUGCAUUUUUGAAUAUGAAACGUCUGAUUGGAAAUAUUUUCGUGGUGAGCACAAAAUUCCGAAGCGGAAGUUUCCUUGCUGGUUUGGAAUCUAUAGAGUGCAACAACUUCGAUGUCAUGUGGGUGCUAAACAAUCAAAUGCUGGAAAUAGGCCUCACCAACCUGACCUCCAUUUCCUGCGUGGGUUUUCAAGUUACUGAAAACAAGAAACUUGUCAGAUUGAACAUGCCCAACUUGAAAAACAUAACAAUGCCUGAGUUCCCAAAACCCAACGACAAAAAUACAAAGCUUAAGUUUCACUCGGAGUCAUCAGAUUUUUGCAUCACCAUUGAGGAAAUGGAGAACUUUAUCACUGCUAAUGUCAUCAACGUGGACGAAACAUCCGGAAAAUACUGUGCUCCAGUCACAACUAAUGAGAAAAAUCUCUGCAUGUCUCCUAGUCUAUGCCAGAAAGUAUUUGGUGACGUGGAAGUUGGUCCGAAUACUAACCUAGACUCCAUUAAAAUGAUCGAAAUCAUUUUCGGGAGUCUCAUCAUAAAUGGGACUAACGUGACCGACUUCAACUUUUUGGAAAACCUGAAAUACGUGGCAUCGUUCACUGCUGACAAAUCCGGUAUCAUCGUGGAAAACAACCCUAAUUUGCAGAAUAUAUCAUUUCCAAAAUUGAAGCGAGUUCGAGCGAGCAAUCCCGCCACAAUAGUAUUUGAUAAAAACAAUAAAUACCUGAGUUUGGAUGUGGAUAGCUGUAACGGAUUGAAAAAUGCUCUGGGAAUUACUACCGACUGGUCGCCCACAAUCGAUGGAAAUGAUUGCUGUAAGCAGUAA